AUGGAUAAGAACUACGAGUAUUGCGGGAAUGUGAGCACCAACACUGCAACACACCAACACACCAACACUGCGGGAAUGUCAGAGCCAACACUGCCAAACACCUACACACCAACACAGCGGGAAUCUGAGCACCAACACUGCAACACACCAACACACCAACACAGCGGGAAUCGGGAAUCUGAGCGCCAACACUGCCAAACACCUACACACCAACACAGCGGGAAUCUGAGCGCCAACACUGCCAAACACCUACACACCAACACUGCGGGAAUCGGGAAUCUGAGCGCCAACACUGCCAAACACCUACACACCAACACAGCGGGAAUGUGA
Messenger RNA from Portunus trituberculatus (swimming crab), 330 nucleotides. RefSeq lists its product as uncharacterized. NCBI's taxonomy places the organism in Eukaryota, Metazoa, Arthropoda, Malacostraca, Decapoda, Portunidae. The transcript is spliced from 4 exons. The coding region runs from base 1 to 330 and encodes 109 amino acids. The record is from RefSeq and is a predicted model, not a curated record.